Naegleria gruberi is the source of this 1629-nucleotide messenger RNA. RefSeq lists its product as uncharacterized. The transcript has 2 exons. The record is from RefSeq and is a predicted model, not a curated record. Gene Ontology annotation, molecular function: oxidoreductase activity. NCBI's taxonomy places the organism in Eukaryota, Heterolobosea, Eutetramitea, Acrasida, Naegleriidae. The coding region runs from base 1 to 1629 and encodes 542 amino acids.
AUGGACAUUUUGACUUCCAAACCAGAAAACACUCUGGAUAUUGAACAACCAAUAUCUAAAGAGUAUGGACAGUCAACCAAGACAACUAAAGUAUUGCCUACAGCAGCCAUUAUACUUGGUUUGGUAUUGGCAUCUUUGAUUCUUGCCACAGUAGCCAUCACUACUCUUGGUUUCUCCUCUCAAAUUCCACUUUUAUUCUCACUCAGAGAAUCAGAAAUUCCAUCCACAGAUUCUGCUGCAACUGCCGAAUCAGCAACUUUAACACAAUGUGAUUAUGCCAUUUUGGGUGGUGGUAUUGCUGGUGUGUUCACUGCUUAUCAACUUGCCAAAGCUGGUAAACAAAAUAUUUGUGUUGUUGAAGCUACUAGCAGACUUGGUGGAAGAUUGGAAACUUUCACAUUGGGCAACUCGAAGAAGUAUGACCUUGGUGGUGUCAGAGUCAAUAAUCAACACACUGUCAUGAAGAAUCUUGCUGCUGAAUUGAAUAUUAACUUUACCAGUGGUUACUAUGUUGAUAAAUAUGAAGCACAAGCUUUGGGAAUUCCAAGUAAUGUCUUGAUGGUUUCCAGAGGUGUCAGAACUGAUGAUAAGGAAAUUCUCAGAGCUCAAGGUUAUCCUUUAGCAAGUGGUGCUGUUAGUGGAUGGGAUGUUUUACUUGAUACUGGAAGCGCUGCUUUCCAAAAUUCACCACUUCAAGAUACCUUCUCAUAUACUCAAUCUGGAUUGGGAAGUGCUGAGGAAAUGUCUUAUUUCAUGUCAACAUUUAGAUUUAGAGGUGAUUUCCAAGCAGUUGAUAGAAAGACCUAUGCUGAAUUUGCUUUGGCUGACUCAGUUGACCCAUUGAACUUUUAUCCAAUUGGUGGAAUGGGUGAAUUUGUUAGAAAGAUGACCCUUGCUGCUCAACAAACUGGUAGAGUUACUUUCUUCAUGUCUGAAAGUGUCAAGUCAAUUGAUCUUUCUCCAUUCUCAACUUCAAGUGUCAAGAAAUAUUUGAUUGGAACUUCAUUAAGAUUCAUUCAUGCCAAGAAUGUCAUUAUUAACAUUCCUCCACAAGCUUUCAAACAAGUAACUGGUCAAUUCGGUAGUGCUUUGAACGCUUCUCCUGCCUUGAAACAAUCCAAAGCUGUUCCAGUUGUGACAAUCUUGUUGAGAUUCGCCUCAAGAUGGUGGGAACAAGUUAGCCCAGCAAGAAGAAUCUGGACUGAUUCAAAUUGUUUACAAUAUCUUGAAAUUCCACUCUCUCCACAAGGAAAGGAAACCAAUGCUUUCAGAGCUGCCUAUGCUGAUGGUCACUGUGCUAAGGAAUGGAAUGAUUUAUACGAAAUGGGAGGAUCAGCACUUGUUCAAACAACUGUUAUGAAUUAUUUGAAGGAACUUUAUCCAAACACAACUAUUCCUACUCCAGUUGAAUUGGUCUACAGAUUGUGGAAUGAUGCUUGGUAUUUCGAACAACCUAGUGCUACUCUCUCAAUUGACCAAAAGCAACAAUGGGCUUUGAAUCCGAUUACUGGUGAAAAGAUUGUGUUUGUUGGUGAAGCAUUCCAUUUGGAACGUACAUGGUCUGUUGGUGCAGUCAAAUCUGCCAUUGCUGCUUUAAACACAAAAUUGGGUGUUUCCACUAAUUAUUAA